UGACCUCGCGCAGAGCCCAGGCUGACCAAUUCCAAUAUGGUGGCCAGCCUGGCAGGUCUACGGUUCCUGUUGAUGAUAUUGUUGUUCUGCGGGUUCAGGUUCGGCGCCUGCGGCCGGGAGGCUCCGCCGGUUCUCGGGCUGCGACUGGAGGACCCGGCGGGUCCGGUGUGCAUGAAGGAUCGGAUCCUCUCGGCGCCAGAAGGAGCCUCGUUCGAGCUGCGGCUCUUCUUUGGGACCCGGACGGAUCUGAAUGGAAGCUGGCCGUGGGUGGCGUUCGCUGGGGCGGCUGGAGGGGCCGCCGGGGCGGUCGGGGAUGCGCCCGACCCGUGCGGGGAGGAGUCCAACCGUCACGAGUCCGCUUUCCAGGUGACGGGUGAGUUAGUCCUGGAUGAGGAGUACAGCGGGUUGGUACCGGUGGAGGUCCGGCAGAGGAGCAUCUCUGCGGGAGCGACCUUCCACCACCUGUGCGUGCUGAGCGGAGGCAGCUGGGCGUCGGUGGGCCCGGACAGACUGCGGGUCGACCCGGACCCCGCACCGCCCGCAGACUACAUCCCGCCGUGGGGUCUGGCCGUCCUGAUUGUGGUGCUGCUCCUGGUCUGCGGGACGCUGAGGACCGUGAACCUGAGCCUGCUGUGGCUGGACCCCGUGGAGCUGUACGUCCUCCACAGCUGCGGUUCCGAGGAGGAGAAGCGGGCCGCCAAGCGCCUGGAGCCCAUCAGGAGGAGGGGGAACUUCCUGACGUGCUCCCUGCUGUUCCUGUGCGCCCUGGGUCACUCGGCGCUGGGCGUGCUCCUGUACCGGGCCCUGGGCUCCAUCGUGUCCGCGGUCUUCGCCAGCGGCUUCCUGGUCUUCUUCCUCGCCGAGCUCGCCCCCCACAUCCUGUGCUCCGGCUACGGGUUCCAGCUGGCGCCGGCUCUCACCUGGCUGGCCCAGGUGAGCAUCGUGCUCACCUUCCCCCUGUCCUGCCCCGUGGGGCUGAUCCUGGACCUGGCUCUGAGGAGGGACGUCAGCACCUGCGGGAUACGGGAGAGGGCGAUGGAGAUGAUCCGCACCAGCGUCAACGACCCAUACAGCGAGUUCGUGAAGGAGGAGUUCAGCCGCGGGAUGCUGCGCAGUAAGACGGUGGAGGACAUCCUGACCCCGCUGAAGGACUGCUUCAUGCUGCAGAGCUCCGUCCUCCUCGACUUCUCCACCAUGUCUGAGAUCAUGCAGAGCGGCUACACCCGAGUGCCCAUCUACGAGGAGGAGAGGUCCAACAUUGUGGAGAUCCUGUAUGUGAAGGACUUGGCUCUGGUGGACCCCGACGACUGCACCCCGAUGACGACCAUCACCAAGUUCUACAACCACCCGCUGCACUACGUCUUCAACGACACCAAACUGGACGCCAUGCUGGAGGAGUUCAAGAAAGGAAACUCUCACAUGGCCAUCGUCCAGAAGGUGAACAACGAGGGGGAGGGAGACCCUUUCUACGAGGUGCUGGGAUUGGUCACGUUAGAGGACGUCAUCGAGGAGAUCAUCAAAUCGGAGAUCCUGGACGAGUCUGAUGGCUACUUGGACCGGAAGGUGAAGCGUCCUCUCGCUCAGCUGGAGAUUCCUCUGGAGCCUCGCAGCGUCCACGAGGAGUUCUCGCUCUUCAAGCCUCCCGAAGGAGAACCCAAGAUCCGAACGUCGCCGCAGCUCCUGCUGGCAACGCACCGCUUCCUGUCCAGAGAGGUGGAGCACUUCAGCCCGGGACGCGUGUCCGAGAAGGUCCUGUUCCACCUGCUCCGUCACCCCAGCGUGAACCAGGAAGUGCACUUCGACCCAAACAACCGGCUGAGCGCGGGUCACUACCUGUACACCCGGAACCACCCGGUGGAUUAUUUCAUCCUGCUGCUGCAGGGUCGCGUGGAGGUGGAGAUCGGCAAAGAGGGGCUGAAGUUUGAGAACGGGGCGUUUACGUACUACGGCGUCUCCGCUCUGACGCUGCCAUCUUCAGUGCACCAGUCUCCAGUGUCGACCCAGCGUCACUCCCCCAGGGAUCCCUUUGAGUCAGCAGAAGCUACGAGCCCGUCCAGCUAUUGUCCCGACUACACCGUCCGAGCUCUCACUGACCUGCAGCUCAUACGGGUGACACGUCUGCAGUAUCUGAACGCUCUCAUGGCGUCGCGGGUCGGCCAGAGUCCAGAUCCUCCUGAGAUCAAGAUCCUGCCCAACAGCCAGACCAAGCUGCUGAACGAGAGAAACACCACACAAGGUGGCAGUAGUAGGAGCCAGGAGAGCUCCACAGAAGAGGAGGCUCAUGGGUAGUGCGGUCCUGCUGUUACAGACCUGCUCCAAAACAAGUAGAGAUUAUUAGUUUUUGUUUGUUUUUAUUGACGGAUCAUCUAUGGCUGGAACGUAGUUAUUGGACAAGACUGGAGUGAGAGUGAUUUUAUUUGUCUGUUAUGUUCUCAUCUCCAUCCUCAUUCCUUUAAAAUUAUUAUUUGAUGUUGUUUUAUACACUUUGGACUAUAUAUGUGUGUGUGUGUGUGUGUGUGUGUGUGUAUGUAUGUAUAUAUAUAUAUAUAUAUAUAUAUAUAUAUAUAUACACACACAUACACACAUUUUAUUAUAAUUUGGCAGUGCCUUUCUUCCAGGUUUAGCCUUUCGUACUAAACUCUGCAUUGUCAUUCCUCACUAUUGCUGUCUGGGUGCCAAAGCUACGUGUCUGUCUGUCUGUCUGUCUGUCUGUCUGUCUGUCUGUCUGUCUGUACUGAAGCAUCCGUCCGUUUGAGACACUAAAGAUAAAAAAUAAACACACACAAGCUGGUUAAAAGCAGGUUUGCACAUUAAAUUUGUGCACUGUUGACAGAGUUAAGCUAUUUUUUACAAGCCGUAAAAGGUACGUCCAGAUUUUUUACGCCAUCACGUAACGCCAACGCCAAAAUAUGAAAGAUUCAAGUUAGAAAGGGACGCAGGUCGUAACCAAAGUAAAAAAGGAUUAAAGGCUCAAGAUGAACGAGUGGUUGUAAAAAAGUGAAUGAUUAUUCAAUUGUCAGAAAAAUAACUAUUUUGAUAAUCAAUGAUUUGCAGUUAUGAGUAUUUGCUGCUUUUCUUUGUCUUGUGUGAUAAUAAACUGAAUAUAUUGGUUUUUCAGACAAAACAGGACAUCUGAACACGUCAUAUGUGGCAAUUCUUCCCCAUUUUCUGACAUUUUAUACACCAAAAUAGAAAUAAAAUAAUAAAAUAAUGGUUGUAAUCCAACAUGUUUGAGCGUAUAUACAGUGCUGACGUUUGCGUGCGAGUAAAGACGGGAGAGUUGUGUAUUUUAGCCAAACAGUAUCUGUAAGAGAAACAAGCCAUUUGCCUCCUAUAUUCCUUUUAGCAAACUUUCACCUGCAGGUGGUGCUGCGUUCAACAGUAUCUCAGAAUCAGCUUCAUUAAUCUGGUUCUGGUUUCCAUUAUCUGUCAACCUGUCAAAUAUCUGCUCAGAUUCAUAAUAUAGUUGUUUUAUUUUAUGAUUUAAAUGUUUUUGUAAAAGCUGCUCGUGUUUAAACAAUAUUUAACAUCUGAGAACUUUUGAUUUCUUAGUUUUAAAAGUUCAGAUAAGACAAAAGAAAAUAAUAAUCAGACUCAUCCAUCCAUCAGCUCUAACUAAUUAUCUUUAAUAAUAAAAAUAGUGUUAGUUGUAAGUUUGGUAUCAAAACUCAGGUAUCAGCACUAGUAUUUUAAAAUGUCAAACUAUAUGCAGCAUUACUACUCACUGCAGUUGGGCUCAAACUAAAAUCAUAAUGAUCUUUAAUCAAUUAGUCUAAUUCACAUUCACAUUUUCCAGCUUCAGGAUCUGCUGCUUUAUACGACUGUAACCUGAAUAACUUUGUGUUUGUCGGACAAAAAGAGACGUUUGAAGACGCCGAUAUCUGCCUUUUACUUUAUUCCUACGUUUUAUGGACUUAACAGCUAAUCAGUUAAGCAAAUAAAAGAAGCAAUGAUUUGUUACUCUGUGGCGUAUUCUUAUCCGCAGAUAGUUUAAAGUUAAGGUUGAAGAUAUUCUACAACUUUGUUUAAACAAAUCCCAUUAAAUGUCUGUCCGUCUUCCUGUCUGUUGCUCUCAGCUUCAAGCUAUGGAGGCUCAUUUCAGCCAAUGUGACGAGAAAAAAUAGGAUUUCUGCAAAUUAUUUUAAUGAGAAAUGUUCUCAAAAUACUGACUUACUAUCACAAAGUCAGUAUUUUGAGAUACUAAGUCAAAAUACUGAGAAACUUUCUUAAUAUUUUGAGAUAAUAAGUCAUUAUUUUGAGGAAGUUUCUCAUAAUUACUUACAGAAUCUUUUACGUCACAUUGACAGAAAUGAGCUUUACAUACCAAGCCCAUUGGUUCCUACUGAAGAUAUAAAUCUUUAAAAACACCUUACAAAUAUAUAUUUACAUGGUUAAAAAAGGUUCAGUAAUUUCCUAAAUCAUCUGCAGUUUUUAAUCAAACAAAGAGGGAACAGUGCAUUUGUUGGGGACUAUUUUAAGCGGCGGAUUAAAUCCACAGUUAGUGAGUAUUUGGGGCAGCAGGAUGGUGCAUGUGAGACUGAGUCAAAAUAAAUUACAUGAUCUCACUCUGUGUGUGUGUGUGUGUGUGUGUGUGGCGUGUGUGAGAGAGCAAUAUUUCCCUAGUACAUGUCAGCAAACGAGCAUCCAGCCUCCACCUGAACUCCAUUACCCAUCAUGUCUGUAUGUCGAUGAGCUUUUAAAAACAUCCGUCAUUGUUGCAUGAGUGUAAAAGAAGCGGGAAAAUGUCAGCAACGGCCUCUAAACGUGUUUCUGUGUGUUUGUAGAUUAAUAUAUAUUAACGAUGAGGAGGGAUGUUUGCGAGGCCAACUCUCUCCGUGAGCUGUAAAACUAAAAUCAGUGUUUUGGGGUUUUUUUUAAAAAAGGAAACGGUUUGGAUUUAUUCCAUUACGAUGUGACGGAGUAUUGGGGCCAUACUAAGAGGAAAAAUAAAUAAAUAAUAAAUUAAAUUUUGGAAAUUACGAGAAUAAAGUCGUAAAAUUCAUUCGCACAAUUGUUUCAAAGUCCUGAUACUGAUGAUAAUUUGAUGCUGAUGAUCCAAAAGAUUAAGUAUUUCCUCAUUUGUGAAACCGAUAUCAAAGUAUAACUUCACAAGAUGCUCAACAUUCCUCAUUUUAACGCAGCUGGAAGAGUUCUCGCAAUAUUACGACUUUUUCCUGUAAUUCCCCCCAAAAAGUCUGGCCCUAACACUCCGAGGUAAAUACUCACGUGCCCAGAUGUACUUUGAGAAAGUGAUGUGUGCAGUAAUUUCCUCGUGUCCAUACCCGCCCGAGGGGAUUCCCUCAUAGUGCGACACUGUAAAACAUACGGGACAAACAACACAUGCUCAGAGUCAGAUACUGGCUCCACUUUGGUCUGGAGUUUAGAAUAAUCUGCAAUAUUGUGUUGUUCCCCUCACCUUUACCAACAGUGGCACUAACUCCAACUAGUCAUCUAACAACCGUAACUCAAUCUGACCCAUAACCACAACCACGGAGGGGUGUCGGUAUGACAACCGCUACUGGAGGUGGGAGGGAAGAGCAGAAAUGAAAGUUCAUCUAGAUCAGAUUCUGAGUUCACUGUUCGGUUUUCAUUGUUAAGUUUUGAAUACAAUCCAUAAAAUAUGUCACUUAGUUUACAAAAUAAUAGAAAAGGGAAAUGAGAAAAAGUUUAGAAACCGCUGUCCAACAGUAAGAAGCGCUGUCAUUGUUUAAAUCUUUUUACCUACAGUUUCUACGGUAGCUCAGAAAGGACAAACCAAAUGUUUAACAAAUUUAAAAUAAAUAUUAUUUAUAAAUAUCUCCAAAAUUCAGUUGUCCCGCUUUUCUUACAGCGUAAUCACAGCCCGAUGGGAGUUUCCUCGCAGCCGGUAUGAAGAGAGGAGUAAUUACUCUCUCCACGUAUUAACAGUAUUUGCACGCGAGUUUUGUAUUUAUACGACAAAAACCGUAAAAGAAAUCCGAACUUUUCCUCUCUGCACCGGCCGUGUUACGUUAGCGCCGUUCGUCUCUUUGAUUCCAUUUGUGUGUUUUAUUUUUUGUUUUGAUUCAUUCAGUGUUAUCACUCCAUAUUCCAGGAGAAAUCUUUAAAUCUGUGUGAUUCUGAGUACAUAUUGUUCAGCUGUUUUUUACUUCAUAUGUUUGUUCUGUUGUAAUGAUUUUAAAUUUCUUUGGGUAUCAGAAGAAUGUAAAAAGAUAAUCAUUGUUUGUGCUACUCGUACUGAUUGAGAGAGAUGUCUGGGGGUUGAUGACGAUGAUGAUGUGGAGAACUGUGUGUUGAUAUACGAGGAUGUAGUUUAUAGAUUAUUGGUCUCAGUUUUCAGGUACAACACGGAGUAGUGGAACUAUUUGGUUUCUGUCCAGGUUACAUUUGUAUAGAACUUCUCAGUCUUAUUUUAUUAUAAUUUUUUUGGGAAUGCUUCCAGUUUUGGGGACAUUGAGAGUCCAUUGCAUUUAACACUUUCAAUAAUCAAGUUUCUUAGGAAAUAAACUCAAUCCUGUUCUAAAUGUGCUGUUUUUGUUUGUCUCUUCUGUUCCAACACAAAGUAAAGCAAUAAUAUAAUAAUAAUAAAAUGUCUAUAAACAUG
Messenger RNA from Dicentrarchus labrax (European seabass), 6583 nucleotides. RefSeq names its product metal transporter CNNM3. Gene Ontology annotation, biological process: transport; magnesium ion homeostasis. The transcript has 11 exons. The record is from RefSeq and is a predicted model, not a curated record. Gene Ontology annotation, cellular component: plasma membrane. Gene Ontology annotation, molecular function: transmembrane transporter activity. Lineage: Eukaryota; Metazoa; Chordata; Actinopteri; Moronidae. Bases 37 to 2289 code for a protein of 750 amino acids.